Molecule: messenger RNA, 2304 nt
Organism: Vicia faba (fava bean)
Lineage: Eukaryota; Viridiplantae; Streptophyta; Magnoliopsida; Fabales; Fabaceae
Source: the annotation of a GenBank genome assembly
AUGGGGAAAUCAGGGGGUAGAAGGAAGAAAGGUGGUGCUGCUGUUGUUGUUGAUAAUUCAGUUUCUGCACAAACUCCGAACGGUGGUGUUGAAUUGGAUUCAUCAAUUUUUUUGAAAAAGGCGCAUGAAAUGAAGGAAGAAGGGAAUAGGAGAUUUCAGAGUAAGGAUUAUGCUGGUGCUCUUGAACACUAUGAGAAUGCUCUUAAACUCACGCCCAAAAUUCAUCCCGACAGAGCUGUUUUUCAUAGCAAUAGGGCUGCUUGUUUGAUGCAAAUGAAGCCGAUUGAUUAUGAGUCUGUGAUUUCUGAGUGUACUUUGGCUCUUCAGGUUCAGCCGUUGUUUGUUCGGGCUCUUCUUCGGCGGGCUCGGGCGUUUGAGGCUGUUGGUAAGUAUGAAUUGGCUGUGCAGGAUGUGCAGUUGUUGUUGGCUUCUGAUCCUAAUCAUAAGGAUGCUUUGGAUAUUGCUCAGAGAUUGAGGGCUGCGGUUGGGCCUCGUCAGGAAGCUCAGCAGGAUCUUCACAGUCGGCCGUCUCCUGCUGCUCUUGGUGCUUCAGCUGUCCGUGGUGCUCCUAUUGGAGGGUUAGGUCCGUGUUUGCCUGCGCGGCCUGGCUCGAAGAAGGGGGUGAAUUCUGGAGUUGGGGCUGUUGUUUCUCCUAAUAACAAGGUUGACAAGUCUCAGAAUGUUUUACUGCCUGCUGAAAAUGGCCUGGGGACAACUAAGCGUCAGCAGAAUGUUGUGUUGAAGCCUUUAAGUAAUGGUCCUGCAGUGCAAUGUAACUUGAAAGAUGUGAACCAGAAGGAUACUCAUGGGCAGCUGUCGGAGAUUGCUAUUCGGUGGAGACCGUUGAAGCUUGUUUAUGAUCAUGACAUUAGGCUUGCUCAGAUGCCGGUGAAAUGCAGUUUCAGAGUACUGAGAGAUGUGGUAAGCAAAAGAUUUCCUUCGUCGAAUUCAGUUCUGAUCAAGUACAAGGAUUGUGAUGGUGAUUUGGUUACUAUAACCUCUACGGAUGAACUCCGAUCGGCAGAGUCUUUUGUUGAUAGUUAUUUGCUGAAAGAGCCUGAAUCAGAUAAAAGUGAUUCCAUUUCGGUGCUGAGACUUCAUAUUGUUGAGGUUAGUCCGGAACAGGAGCCAACUUUGUUGGAAGAAGAGGAAGAAAAACUCGUUGAGAAUGAAGUGACCAAGGGAGAUGAGAGUGGAUCUCAUUCUUCCCUCGGUGAAUCUGUCCCUGAAGUUACGGAAGUUACUGAGGUUGACAAGACAGCAAAGAAGGAUGCUUCCAAGGAAAAGCCGGGAGCCACCGGAGAUAAUGAAUGCAAAGAAGUGGAGAUGGAUGAUUGGUUGUUCGAAUUUGCUCAACUUUUCCGCUCACAUGUUGGUAUUGACCCGGAUGCUCAUAUUGACUUGCAUGAACUCGGGAUGGAGCUUUGUUCAGAGGCACUUGAAGAAACAGUAACUAGCGAGGAGGCUCAGGAUUUAUUUGACAAGGCCGCAUCGAAGUUCCAGGAGGUGGCAGCAUUAGCAUUCUUCAACUGGGGUAAUGUACACAUGUGCGCUGCUAGGAAGCGGAUUCCCUUAGAUGAAACUGCUGGAAAAGAGGUAGUGGCAGAACAACUUCAAGUGGCUUAUGACUGGGUCAAGGAAAAGUAUUCCUUGGCAAGAGAAAAAUACGAGGAAGCACUCUUGAUCAAACCGGAUUUCUACGAGGGGCUGUUGGCUCUGGGCCAGCAACAAUUUGAAAUGGCCAAACUCCAUUGGUCUUUUGCAAUUGCUAAGAAGAUAGAUUUAACAACCUGGGAUCCAACAGAAACUCUUCAAUUGUUUAAUAGUGCGGAGGAGAAGAUGAAAGCUGCAACAGAUAUGUGGGAGAAGUUGGAGGAACAGAGAGCAAAGGAGCUAAAAGACCCAAAUGCAACCAAGAAAGAAGAAUUAUUGAGAAGAAGGAAGAAACAUGGCAGUACUACUGAAGGCGAGGCUUCUGGUGUUGGCGGUCAGACUGAGGUAUCGGCUGAAGAAGCCGCUGAGCAAGCAGUGGUCAUGAGAUCACAGAUUCAUCUCUUUUGGGGCAAUAUGCUUUUCGAAAAAUCCCAAGUUGAAUGCAAAUUAGGAAUGGAUGGUUGGAAGAAAAAUCUCGAUGCUGCAACAGAAAGGUUUAAGCUUGCAGGAGCUUCUGAGGCUGAUAUUUCAAUGGUUCUAAAGAAUCAUUCUUCAAAUGGUGGUGAUACAAAAGGUGAUGAUAAAAAGGUUCAGAGUCCACUUCCCAACAAGACCGGUGAACUAGAGAUCAAUAAGGCAAAUCAAGAAUGA